AUGGGUGUCUGUUUUGUAUGUGAUACAAAAUUGUAUGGUGAACGUACACGGGUGUGUUCAAGCAUUACAACACAUAGUAAUGUAACUUACACAGAAAAAAUUGCUGAGCUCUUAGGAUAUGAUGCUGUGGUUAUUGUAACCCCUGCUGAUCAUAUGUGCAAGAAAUGUAACUCAUUUUUGACUUUCAUAGACAAGACGGAAAAUGAUCUGAAACUAUCAUAUAAUAAAAAACAAACUCACGAAUUUUAA
This is a messenger RNA of Macrosiphum euphorbiae (potato aphid), 249 nucleotides long. The record is from the annotation of a GenBank genome assembly. Lineage: Eukaryota; Metazoa; Arthropoda; Insecta; Hemiptera; Aphididae.